AUGGCAGAUACGCUAGCCUUUGCUCGAGGCUUGUGCGGUUUUGAAGGCUCAUCCCGGGUCUUUCUCCACAUCGGCUUUGCCCCUUCGCGUGAAUCGUGGUUCAAGGAGGUUGAUGGCCAGCAGACAGCGAUAGCCAGCGAUGCCAUGAUGAGCCCGGCCCCAGGUUGGCACACGCCCCCGUGCCUGCGAGUAGCAGCAUCUCCGGCCACAGCUCCGCCGGUCGUUCGUCCACCCUGUCCGGUGGUCGGCAGCACCAGCAGCAGCAGUGGCAGCCUCCAGUCCGAUGUUACCAGGGUACACCCAUGCGUGCACCCGCCCGUGCACCCGCCCGUGUUCACACAGGCGCCCCGGAACUGGACGCCGCCUCGACCCGGAGCCGAUGCCGCCUUCGUGCAGGUGUGCAGAUGGAAGCCAGCGGACUCCGGGGCAGAGACGGCCAGGGAGUCGGGCCUGCAGUGGCUGCUGAGGAACCCAUCGCCAGGACCAUCCCCGGCUCCCAGCAACAGCUUUACAGAGAGGUACUCCCAGAGGCCAUGGCCGGCACAUGAUGUGAUGGCCCUGCGAUGCUUGGAGCCACAGCAGGACUUCGUCGCGCAGCGCGCCCUCGGUUCUGAAGGCCCUGUGCCUCAAGACCAGUCCAGCAGCCUGGACCAUGCAUACCGGCACAGCCCCUCAGGGCCCCCCUACGGCGAAGAUGCCAUAGCUGCCUUGGCCGCAGGCAUCAGUGGAUCGGCAAAUCAUGUCCAAUCCUUCAACGAGUGCAGCAAGCUCGGCGUGGAAGAGCUUCUGCAGCUGUUGGCGGACAUCGCUGCGGCAUCCCGGCGCCAGAGCCAAGCCGCUGCCCGCAUGCAGGAGAAGAUGGAGAAGUACCGCCAGUCGGCCGAAAGCGUUACGCCCCUGCAGACGACUGUGGCGCGGCUCAGUGAGGCCCAACUCACGGUCCAAGGCUUGUAG
This is a messenger RNA of Symbiodinium natans, 954 nucleotides long. The record is from the annotation of a GenBank genome assembly. Lineage: Eukaryota; Dinophyceae; Suessiales; Symbiodiniaceae.